AUGAGUACGUCCUUCAAAGUUAAUUCGACGUCUUUGAAAGAACCGGAAGAGCCGGAGUCAACCGCGAAUGCUUCUGCGAGUGGUCGUCCCGUGCCGAUGAAUGGCUCUGACGAAGAGCAAGAGCAAGAAGAAAAAGAAGUCGAAGCCCACAACGCAAAAGACUUGGAAGACGAGUUCGAAGAUCCUUAUGCUGGCAAAUGGUGCGGAGGAUUUGGAAAUCACACAAAGGCAAAGGGUUACAAUAUUCUUGGUACAGCCCGUGGUCCCAUUGCCAUGUCCAAUAUCUUUCUCUCUACGGCUCUCAUCUACCUAGCUAGUGAAGAAGUGGGCUGCGUGGAAGAAACAGAAGAUGGAGGGAUGCAAGUGGUGGAGAAUUGCGAAGAGCGCGUCUUUGGAGCCUUUCGUCCUUCCGCAUUGAUCACCAACAUUGCCGUCAUUUCAGGACUCAUGUCCGCUUGUCUGAUGCCCCUCGUGGGAGCCAUUAUUGACUACACACCCCGUCGGUGGAGUAUUGGAGUCACCUCGGCCAUUCUCAUUACACUUAUUCAAAUUGUGCAGAUUGGGACUGUCAGCAGCACUUGGUUCCCCAUGGCUAUUCUACAAGCUAUCACGGGGUUCUUUUAUCAGGUGCAGAUGUGCUCCACGUUUGCCUACAUGCCGGAAAUCAAAAGAGAAGUAUCCACACUCACAAUGACUAGAUUCAGCUCCACUUGGACCAUGGUACAGUUCGGAUCACAAGCACUCUUUCUCCUUGUCAUUGUUGGCAUAUCCAUGGCGUUCUCGUUCAAUGACGUUAUAACGGCACAAGUCAGUCAAGGAAUCAACUCGGUCAACAUUAUUAUCGCCUUUACAGUGGCCUGGCGCAUGAUGCCCAAAGUACCCGCACGACAUACACUCGAACCAGGACAGUGGCUCUUAUUGCAAGGAUUCAAGCAAAACUGGAGAACUGCCAAACGCAUUCAAAAACACUACAAGCGCAGUAUUCGAUGGUAUCUGCUCGGGAUUCUUUUUGCUGAACCAGGAGCCAAUGCCUUUACCGUCGUGUCAGUUGUCUUUUUGAGUGACAAACUCGGAUUGUCCGGAACCGAACUCGGCAUCUUCUUCUUGGUCGUACUCGUAUGCAUGGUACCCGGUGGACUAGUCUCCCAAGCCAUUACCCGGUGCACCAAUCCCAGUAUCAGUUUCCGAUUCUCCAUGAUGUUCCUUUUUGUACUCGGCAUCAUUGGAGCCCUCACUCUCACCAAAGACAAUGUCAAACCCAUUGGAUACGUUUGGGCACUCUUUGUUGGGCUCGGACUCGGAUCUUUUUAUCCAAGUGAGAAACUGUACUUGAGCAUGAUCGUCCCCAAGGGCAUUGAAGCCGAGCUGUCAGGAUUCUACGUGUAUUGCAGUCAAUUGUUGGGAUGGUUGCCACCUUUAAUGUUCACACUGUUGGUCGAAGCCAAUGUCGAUCAAAAGUACGGUCUCAUUUGUACCGUGUGCUUCUUUUUGGUGGCAGUGGCAAUGAUUUCCAUGUCGCCGUCCUUUGACAAGGUACUGGAAGAAGUACAUCAGAAUGAUUUCGAUUUGGAUGUGGAGGACAGUGAUGACACCAACAACAAUCCCAACAACAAGCGAACUGUGGGCACGAAGAAUGGCUCUAGCAGCAUGGAUUCCAACAGCGUGGAGUAA
Seminavis robusta is the source of this 1671-nucleotide messenger RNA. The record is from the annotation of a GenBank genome assembly. Lineage: Eukaryota; Bacillariophyta; Bacillariophyceae; Naviculales; Naviculaceae.